CUCACGCCUUGCUUUCUCUCUCUCUCUCUCCCCCUUUUCUCUCUUUGGAUAGCCUGUAACUGGGUCCAUUGGGAUGCUCCGUCUCUUCUUAUAAACAACCUGCAACAUCGUUCGCCUUCCUCCUUCACUUCCGUUAGAGAUGGGCUGUUUUCUCGCUUGCUUUGGCCUUUCCAAGAAGAGAAAGCGUCGAAAGACUCUCUACAAGGUUCUUGCUGCUCCCGGUCACCAACACUAUGUAGCUCUGGAUUCCUCUGUCACCGUAAAUCUUGCCACCCCAGACAACUCUAUAAUCCCGUAUUCUAAUUUCAGAGAUGAAUGUAGGGAGCAGGCCCGACCCAAAAGCAAGAAGAAAGUCAGUUUUAAUUUGAAUGUACAGAUAUAUGAACCAAAGCCCACUGCUUAUCAGAUUUUGGAGAGUGAUGAGGAGGAAGAAAAUAAUAAGGAUAAUGAAAAAAUGGAGAAAAGUAGCUCAUCUUCUUCCAUCUUGGGAGAAAACUCAGCAGCCUUGAACUACCCGUCAAAUCACAGAUAUCACAACUGCUUAGACAGCUACAACGAGGAGGAUGAAAUAGAAGAUGAGGCACCUGACAUUGAUGCACAUGACGACGAGGAUGAUGAGUUUGAUGACGAAGAUGGUUGGGAUUAUAGUAUCAGCGACGAUGGCGAAGACCAGGAUCGGUCAGAAGUUUGCAAUAAAAAUCCAGUAGAGAACCAAUGCUCAGAGCUAAUCAAUUCUUCAUUGGAAGAAGAUAAGGUAAAGAAUCACAUGCAUUCUGUACUGAGACCUGUAGAGAACAUCACUCAGUGGAAAGCCAUCAAAGCACAGGUUGCAUCAAGUAAGCACAGGAGGAAAGAGAAUAUUCCGCUUGAACAAAAGACAGGCAUGACUCUACUUUCAGAACCAGGUUUCAAUCUCUUGGAAUCAAAUGUUUCCAAGCAUCUGGUGACAGAAAUUGCAGUUGAUGCUAGUCUUUCAACCUGGUUAAUUCCACCUUACGCGUCUAAGACCACAAUUCACUGUCAAUGAAGGCCAUGACAUUCAAGUUGAAAGAUUUAAGAGAUAUUACUUCCAUGGACUUGACAGAACAAUUCUUUAUUCGGUGACCAAGAGGGAUCUCACCGCACAGGGCAAUAAAAUUACUCUACCUUCUUGUGAAGACCAUUACUAAAGAAAGGACACUACAAAUUUUGGUUCCUGUGCUGCUUAAUAUUUGGCUUGUCAGUCUGAGCUAAUUGGGGUGAUUUUUCAUUUUUAUUUGUGUGUCUGAUUCUUUUACUCUUAUUUGUUUUGUGAAUGAUAAUGUUGCGAUCAUUAGAUGGUUAUCCGUGUCUAUUCAUGUCUUGGUGUUUGUAUGAGACAUCUAUCAAAUGCAGCAAUUCAAUUACAGAAAUUCUCAAAUUUUA
Neltuma alba is the source of this 1404-nucleotide messenger RNA. Its product is annotated as protein bfr2-like. The coding region runs from base 140 to 1027 and encodes 295 amino acids. Lineage: Eukaryota; Viridiplantae; Streptophyta; Magnoliopsida; Fabales; Fabaceae. Gene Ontology annotation, biological process: male meiosis II. The record is from RefSeq and is a predicted model, not a curated record. The transcript has 3 exons.